AUGUCGCUCAAGGUCGGCAUCGUGGCCGUCUUUUGUUCCAGCCUCGCCUUAGAAGCGAGCAGUUUAAGGGUGCAGGUGCUGGAUGCUGCAGUGAUCCAGCAGACCCAGCUGCCGGUCCCGGGGUUGACAGCCUUGCCCAUUCCUAGGUUCAACCUCAUGAUAUGGCUGACAAAUGUCAUCUUCCCGUCAGAAGCACCGCAAUCAUUCCGAACACAGUUUACCGCGAAGGGGUGCCCCAUUUGGUACGUAGACCCGAACCGGCCUCCUGCGUUGUUCGGUGAAGAUUUCAUCGUGACGAAUGGCUGGUCGUAUGACCCGUCUUCCCGCACAAUCGACUAUUAUGGCGGCGACGAGAUGAUAGAGCCACAGCAUCCGUUCCCCUUCUUCUUUCUGCCACGCCGUGCCACAUCCCGUUCAGCGCUUAUCAAACGGAACUUCCUCUGUCAAAACUCGCGCGUGCAGACAGAGGUCAUGCUCGGCAGCGCACGCCAAGCGGGCGUGAUCUUCAGAGGCAUAAGCGAAAGAAACUUUUGGGCGUUCCUUUUGACCUCUGGGAACGGGCUGGAACUUGUGCGCGUAAAAGAUGGAGAACGCCUCGUCCUAGCGACCAUUUCAUCAAUGAACGUCAUGCCUGGUCAGUGGUAUUCUAUUGCAGUCGAGGAGCAGCUCGGGGACAUACGAACCACUGGAGGUGUGGCCGGGGAGAGACAGCAGUCAACCGUGUACCGUGCGCAAGCGGAUGAAGAGUUUUCCCCUCGCGGGCGAGAGAGCGGCACAGGCAACCCUCAAGCGAUUGCAAAGCAGCUGCAGACAUCCCCCGAAGCCAUAGCUGGCUCGCUAGGGCAGGAUAUCGCCAUUAUAAAGGAGCUUCCGGAAGAUGUAAAGAACUGGUGCCCUUAUGGUGCACGGUGCGCCGGCAAUCCAUUCGAGGACUGA
Messenger RNA from Besnoitia besnoiti, 936 nucleotides. RefSeq lists its product as uncharacterized. The record is from RefSeq and is a predicted model, not a curated record. The coding region runs from base 1 to 936 and encodes 311 amino acids. The transcript is spliced from 6 exons. NCBI's taxonomy places the organism in Eukaryota, Apicomplexa, Conoidasida, Eucoccidiorida, Sarcocystidae.